Messenger RNA from Triticum dicoccoides, 1473 nucleotides. RefSeq names its product tyrosine--tRNA ligase 1, cytoplasmic-like. Gene Ontology annotation, biological process: tyrosyl-tRNA aminoacylation. Gene Ontology annotation, molecular function: ATP binding; tyrosine-tRNA ligase activity. NCBI's taxonomy places the organism in Eukaryota, Viridiplantae, Streptophyta, Magnoliopsida, Poales, Poaceae. The record is from RefSeq and is a predicted model, not a curated record. Bases 115 to 1323 code for a protein of 402 amino acids. The transcript has 12 exons. Gene Ontology annotation, cellular component: cytoplasm.
UUUGUAGGGGCAUCGACCUGAAGCAAGCGGCCGCCAAGAAACGCCGGGAUCAAGGCGUUAGCGUACAACGUCGUCGAGUUGCAGCGCGUCGCCCGCGCUAGACCACAAGCUUGUAUGUUUGACACAUACAGCGCUGAGCAAUCCGAAAUUGUCACCACAAAUAGAUCAGCUGAUGCCACUAUCGAUACUUGCAGGGACGCCAUGAAGAUGAGUUAUGAUGAUAAGUUUGCUGUUCUGAGGGGCAUGGCUGAGGAAUGCAUCUAUGAGGAUGAGCUCCGCCUCCUGCUGAAAAAGAAGGCUGCUCCUGUUUGCUACAUUUGGUUUGAGCCAUCCCCCAUGAUGGACAUAGAGCAGGGGAUUAUGAAGACAGUUUAUGUAAACAAGAUGCUCAAAGCUGGCUGCACAGUUAAAAUAUUGAUGGCAGAUUGGUUUCUGCAAAGACACCAUAUGAUUGGCACCGACCUAAAGAAAAUACGGACCAUUGGUUGCUACAAUAUUGAGAUGUGGAAAGCAGCUGGUAUGGACCUUGACAGAGUAGAACUUGUAUGGUUGUCAGACGAGUUGAAUCAUCAUGCUGUUGAUUACUGGCCACUUGCGGUGGAAAUUUCCAGAAAAUACACCAUGAAAAGUAUGGCAAGGUUUUGUUGGAACAAGGCACCAUAUGGGCCACAAAGACUGCCUGCUGCCGAGAUAUUUUAUCCUUGCAUGCAGGUUGCUGCUAUAUUAUGCCAGAAGGCGGACAUGUGGCUCUUCAGCAUGGAUCAUCGUGACAUUACCAUGCUAGCUAGAGAUUACUGUGAAGAUAUAAAUAGGGAAACCAAACCAGCAAUUAUGCUGCACAAUAUGCUACCUAUUUUACUAGAAGACCCUGAAUUCCAGGACUUGAGAGAUCCAGAUCGGACUAUCUUCAUGCACGAUAACGAGGAGGAUUUAAAUAGGAAAAUACUUUGGUCUUUCUGCCCUCCAAAAAUAGCAACAUGUAACCCUUGUUUGGAGUACAUCAAAUAUGUUAUAUUCCCUUGGUUUGGAAAGUUGGCGAUAGUUCAUAAGGAAGGGAAUGGUUAUAACAGGACAUAUACAAACAUGGAACAACUUCUCCUUGAUUAUGAAAGUGGUGAUAUUGAUUCAACUGAUGUUAAACUGGCUUUUGAAAAGGCAAUGAAUAAAAUAUUAGAGCCUGUUCGCAGCCACUUCCGUGGCAACACCGAAGCCCAAGAUCUAUUUAUUGGCCGGAGUUGCAGAAGCAAAUCACUGCAGAUACCUGGAAGAUUAUAUUGCAGAACGAAGAGGUUACAGCUCCUUGGUGAAGUCCCGGACGCAUGAAGAGGAAAUGCUGGAUCAUCGAAGGAGUCGGAGAUAUAGUUUUUGUUGUUUAGAGAAUUUCUUGAACUCCUUAACUUAAGGACCUUACGAAGUAUGCAUUUGUCUGUGUUGGGAGUUUAACUUGCUUAUUUCUCGGCUGGAUACAUAGUU